This is a messenger RNA of Plasmodium vinckei vinckei, 5538 nucleotides long. Its product is annotated as conserved Plasmodium protein, unknown function. The record is from RefSeq and is a predicted model, not a curated record. The transcript is spliced from 2 exons. The coding region runs from base 1 to 5538 and encodes 1845 amino acids. NCBI's taxonomy places the organism in Eukaryota, Apicomplexa, Aconoidasida, Haemosporida, Plasmodiidae.
AUGGAAGAAAAACUUAAUUUGCAUAUCUACCCACUACAAAGACUAAAAGUGUAUAGUGAGCCCAAUCAAAUUGAAGUGAAAUUAAAAACAUUGAAUGUAAAUAAUUAUCUAAAACAACAUGAACAAAGCAAUAUAUUUGACUACCAAACAAAAGCCAUUAACUAUCCUUAUAUGGUUUAUGAUUCCAUAAAUCCAAAUAUUUUAAACGAAAUAAAAAAUUAUUAUGGAUCAGAUCAAUUAUAUGAUUUAAUAAAAGCAUCAAAGCAUAAGAAUGUAGAAAAUAGUAAAGAAGGUUUGUAUUGGCAUGACAAAAAAUACGAAGAUGUAGUGAGCCAAAUUAAUGAAGAAAUAGGUGCAUCAUCCAAAUUAGGAGAGAAAGAAAAAAAACGAAAAAAACAAAGACAAAAAAAAGAAACUCAUGAAAAUUAUGAAAAAAAAAGUAAAAAAUUAUUUAGUAUGGAUAGUAAUUAUGAUAGUGAACUGUCUAGUGAGUCAAGUAAUGAUAGUUAUAUUUAUAGUGACGAUAGUUAUGAUAGUAAUCGGAUUGAUCAAAAUAAAGAGUUUUUUUUUGAAAAUGAAAAAGAGAACUCAUAUAAUAAGUUAAAGAAAUAUAAAACUAGUGAAAAAAUUAAAAAAAAUAUAUAUAAAGAAAAAUAUAAUGAAAAUAUAAUAAACUUUUUAUAUAAUUCUAAAGAAUAUGAAAAGGGAAUAAGAGAUGAUAAUAUUGUAGUUAGUACACCAAACGAUGUAAUAAAUACAUUAGGAACUUUUUAUAUACAAAAAAAUGCAUAUAUGAAUAAUAAAUAUUCAUAUGAUAUAAAUUUUCGAUAUAAAACUCCAGUUUUAUUUUUUCCAACUGGUUUUUUUAAUAAUAAUAUACAACUUAUGGAAGUAAGCAUAGACAAGUGUGUAUAUGAUGAAGAUUAUGAUAAAACAGGAUGUAGUUAUGAAACUAUUUAUAAUAUGACAAGUAUGUAUAACAAUAUAGAUAAUAUGCCUGUUAAUAUAAAAUUCGAUUUUAAUAAAAAAAUUCAAAUUAUUCCAAGUAAAUUAGUUAAUCAUGAUAAGUACAAUUUAAAACGAUUACCAUCAUUUUACAGUUUUAAUAAAAAAAUAAAAUUAGCAGAAAAGUAUAAUAAAAAAAGUGGAUAUAAAAAUAAAUAUAAAUUAGAUGCAGAUCAAAUUUUGGCGCAUAAAAUUCAAAGAAAUGAAGUUGAAAAAUAUCAAACAUCAUAUAAUCCCAUGAAUAGAUAUUUAAAAAUAAAAGAAAUAAAAACAGAUCAAAAUAAUAUUAAUGAGACGGUUGUGUAUGCACGAAAUGAUGUAGGCCUGUUUGUUUUUUACGUGAAUUUUUACGAAAAUAUUUGUGACAAUAUUUAUGAAAAAUUUUACGAAGGGGACGUUGUCCAAUCUUUGAGAGGUUCUAAGUUUGCAUCUAAUAAUGUAGGUUUGCUUACUUCUACCAAUACAGAUUCUUUCGAAAUAGCUAACUAUAAUAUUAAAAUAAAAAAAGAUAUACAUCUAUUUGAUAGAUUGUUUCAAAUAUGUCCUAGCUCAACAACAUUUGGUAAAUGCUACUUUUUAGGGAACCAUAAUAGUUUAUAUACAUAUGAUUUAAAUUCAAACAUAAUUGAUCUCAAGGAUUUAAAUUUGAUUGAAAAUAAUGGAGGUAAUAAAAAUAAUCGAUUAAAUAAAAAGUUUAUAUGUUUAUGUGAUUUAAAUGAUAAUAAUAAUAUUUUAUUGGGUUCUAAAAAUAUAUAUAUAUAUGAUGAUAGAUGUAAAAUGAUAACAAAAUUUAAUACUAAUUUUGGACUCACUAAAAAGAUAUUUAAAAAUAGAAUAUCUUAUACAACUUAUUUUAAUUCAAAAGAAAAAAAUCUGAACAACACACAAGCUUAUAAUACAUAUGCUGAACAUAAAAGUCGUCAACAUUUUAAUAGAGGUUAUACAGCUAUAGAAAAAAAUCCUGAUUAUCCAUAUAUCAUUGCAUCUGUAAAUGCAUCUUUUAAUAAUAUUGAAAUAUGGGAUAUACGGAAUCAAUUUGAACCCAUAUUUAUAUUUCCAUUAAAUAUUUCAGAGUUUGUUUCAAUCUAUUUUAGAUACAUUGAAUGGAUAAAAAUAAACCCUAAUUCUAUUAAUAAAUCUCAAACAAAUAAUGCUUAUAAUUUAUUUACAUUUUCAUACUACCAAAAUAUGGUAUACAUAAGAAAAAUUAUUAUUUAUGAUAACUUCACUAAAUAUAACGAUUUAGGUAUUCAAACUUAUACUAACACUCCAUCCUUAGACCAUCUUAACUAUAAAUAUAAUUACAAUUUUUCAGAAAAUGAUCCUGAACCCGUUUCACAAAAUAUGGCUAGUUCAAUGGAAACUAGAUGUGAUACCACUAAUAAAACAAACGAAAAUGAAAAGAUUCAAAAAAUCGAAACAAAUUUAAAAGCAUCAAAUAUGUUCAUAAGAAAAAAUAUUUCAAUGAAUCACAUAUUCAGUUAUCGAAAUGUUAAAAUGCAUAUUUCAGAUUCUUUCAUUUUAGAUGUAAGUAAAUAUAAUCAGAUGCAAAAAAAUAAAAUGAGCUCAAUCAAAAUACAAAAUGAAGACAAUACAAUUAAUUCAAUAAAUACAGAUAUGUAUAAUAUUUUUUUUGGUUUAUAUGGAGCAACAUCUAUACAAUUUGCUAUUCCAACUUUAUAUUGCUCAAAAAAAAGUGAUUCAAAAAUAGAAUCUAAUGAACCCAAAUUAGAAAAAAGGAAUUAUUAUGAUGAAGAAACGACUCAGAUGUAUACAUACUUUAUUAAAAGAAAAAAAAAAAAAAAGGUAGAAAAAAAAAGACAAGAAAUUGAAGGUAUAAAAUUUGAUUAUAUACAAUUCAUUUUUCAUAUAAAUUCAGCAGGACAAAUUUUUUGUACACCACUAAAUAUAAAUAUUAAAAAGUUAACGACAAACCAAUUACAAAAUUGGAUUCCAAUAAAUAAACUAUAUCAUACUCAUACAUAUAUAAAUGAAAAUGUAGAAAAUUUAUUUAGUCAGCUUGUAAAUAUUUUGGAAAAUCCAAACGACUCAGAAGGUAAGGAAGCCACAUCUACCAAUCGAAAAGGUUCAAAUUCAAAACUGGAUUCCAUUCAUGAGGAUAACAAUAUUAAAGACAUGUUCAAUCUUAAAAGGGAAAAGAAAAAAACGAGAAAUAUAAACAAAAUAAAAGAUGAAAUGCUAAACCUAAAUAAAGAAAACUUAUAUAUGCUAAAAAAUGAUUCAUCAAUUUAUUCAAAUAUUUCUAAUGAAACUUUUGCAAAAAUAUUUAACUUAAUUACAAAAAAUAAAACGCUUGUAUUAAAAAAUAAUUAUAAUACUAUACAAAUAGUUAAAUAUAACAACCAAAAAAUAAAUCAUGAAUAUUUUUUGAAACUAAAAAAGUUGAUAACAAAAAUGGACAAUUCGCACGCUGCACAAAUGUCUAACGAACGUAAUCAGCUUAGCAGUUUGCUACCUCAAAAUGUGAGCAUGCGUAGGGAAAGGGAAAAUGAAAAACAUGUAGAAGACUUACAUGAUGAUACAGAAAAGGGGAAUAGUAUAUACCAAUAUAAUAUAGCAGAAUUUAGUAAACAUAUUGAAACUGCUUUUAUAAAAAAUGAUAAUAAUAAUUUACGUAAAAAUGAAAUAACAUCAGAUUUUAUAAUUGAAAAUAUAAAGGAUAUGUCUAUAAAUAAUAAGAAAGGUAUUGAAAAAAAAAAAAAAAAAAAAUCACAACAUAAUAAUGCACAAAUAUUAUAUGCAAAAGAUAAUCCAAUCGAAUUAUAUUCUAAAAAUAGUAUUAAAAAGGAAUAUAAAAAUGAAGUUUUAAAAACAAAUAUACUAAAUCAAGGAUUGUAUAUCAAAUUAAAUAAAAUUAUAAAUACAUUUUUUAGAGAAGGUAAAAAAUCAACUGCUUCUUUUCAUUAUAAUAAUUUUUUUUAUGUACAAACAUUAACUAAUCUAAAAUAUUCUGCAUAUAAUUUAAAUGAAGAGAUGAUUAAAAAAUAUAUAAACGAUAGUUACCCUUUUGUAACAUAUUCCCCUAAUUUUCAAGCAUCUAAAAUUUUUAAAAAUAAAGACAACAUUUCAAAUGAUUCAAAACUUUUUUAUUCGGACUCCUUUAAUUUGUUUCAAUUUAUAUUACACAACUUAAAAGAAAGCAAAAAUUUUAAAAAUAAAAAUGAAAAAAUAAUUCAAGAUCAAAAAAGGAAUAAAAAACGAACUAGCCAAUUAGACCAAAUAGAAAGCAUGUACUUAUAUAUGGACGAAACUAAUUCUGAAAAAAGUUUAAAAAAUAAAUAUGAGAUGAAUAGCAUUGUUAAUUCACAAAAUGAUUAUGAAAAUUUUUCAAAUAUGGGUAUAGACGAUCGUCAAAGUUUAGAUAAUUAUAUACUGUCCCAAUCUAAAGAGAUAGAAAAAAAUGAUAUAAAUACAACAACAGAACAAACAAAAUAUUCUACAUCAAUCAUAAAAAAAGUAUACGAUUUAAAAGAACUUCUUGAACUUUACAAUGAGAAAGGAAUUGUUUACAUUUUAAAUGCUAUGACAAAAUUAAACAAAUUGCAAAAAAAUAAUAAUAAAAAAAAAAAACGUAAUAAGAAUUAUAAAAAAUUAAAAAAUACAUUUUCUACAAUUUCAAAAGAGUUAAAUAAAUAUGUCUCUAUCAAAAACUUUUUUUUUUACGAAUCCCCAAUAUGCUAUUGCUUAUACAACAAUGACUAUAACAACAAAAUGCAAUAUAACACUUAUAUUAAUUAUUAUGAUUUUCUUUUAAAUGUUGUUUUAUUUUUUAAUAAUACACAAUCAGUAAUAAACCAUAUCAAAGUGCUAUACCCUAAUGAACAUAGCCAAUGCUCACAUACUUUGAAAAAAAAAAAUAAAUCGACAUGCAUAGAAGAAGAAGAAGAAGAAGAAAAUAAGAAUAUUAGCUGUUAUGAAAAUGAGAUUGACAUUUUUGAAAGACUUCGAGAAAGAGAGGCAUGUAUUAUUAUGGAUAAUAAUAAGCAUGAUGAAUUGAAAAAGUUUAAAAAAAAAAAUAUAUUAUUUUUAAGUAAAGAUAUGACAUAUGAAUGUUUUCAACAUAUUUUACAAAAUGAAUAUUAUAUACCAAUACCUAAAUAUAUGAACAAUAAAAUAAAAAUUAAUGAAGACAACUUUUUAUGUACACCCAUCACUUGUUUUAAAAAUUAUUCAAUCGCAUUUUAUAAUAAAAAAUUAUUUGAUAUAUAUGAUUCAAUUAGUUUUAAUAAUUUGAAACAUUUUGAUAUACACACAUAUGUAUAUAAUGAAUAUUUUAACAUAAAUAAUAAUAAUAAAAAUUCUCUACAAAUGUAUGUUAAUAAAAAAGAGACUAACUUAUAUAAUAAUGCAAAUAUAACUGGUUAUAUGGGGGGAUAUAAAGUUGACUAUAAUUUGGUAAAUAAGUUGAAGAAACUUUGGCCAGCAAAUGAUGAAAACUACAAGUCAAAAGAAAAUUAUAUGGAAAUGAUGAAAAAUCUUAAGAACAGGGAAAAAAUUAUUUUUCAUAAAUAA